Messenger RNA from Pseudo-nitzschia multistriata, 2413 nucleotides. The record is from the annotation of a GenBank genome assembly. Lineage: Eukaryota; Bacillariophyta; Bacillariophyceae; Bacillariales; Bacillariaceae.
CACUCCAGACGAGAUCACAUCGCAAGACCCACACACACACACACACACACACACACACACACACACACAAACACACACACACCUACCGCUACCAACACCAGCAUGCUGACCCGCCCCUUUACCCGCCUCGUGGUGGCCUUUGGGGUCCGAAAGAUCACGCAGCGGCGGCUGGUGGAAGAAUUCGUGACGGGAACGCUGAUCCUGAUCCCCUUYGGCCUGCUGGUGGGGCUGAUCACCUCCCGGAUCUGCACCAAGAUCCAGGUCUCCCGCAUCCGGAGCGACGUCUGGACKACCCUGGUGGUAUUUUUGAUCGGGGACAUUCUGAUGGAGUGGCUCCUCCCCUCKCUGGGCUGUCUGCCCGUCCCGGCGGCGGCGCACGACGAGCCGGACGAGGUGGACGCCUACGUCUCGAGCAUGUUCGGGACGGGCAGGGACUCGCCGUCGUCCUUUUUCCGGCAGGACGAGUUCCACUACAACCUCGCCUGGCUCCUCCAGAGCUACGGGCUCUACUGCCCCGCCGAUUUUGCCAACAGCGACUCGCUGCUGACCCCGGACGCCACGGCCAUUUUGUUCUCCAUCCGGCUGGUCUUUCUCUGCAUCGGCGUGCACAUUGGGGAAUCCAUCGGCUGCUUUGUGGCCCUGACGGGCGGGAUCGCGACGGGGAAAUCGACGGCUGCGAAGAUGUUUGUCGACUACAACUACGACACGGGCUCGGAGGGCGGCGAGGGAGAGCCGGCGGACCACGACAGGCAGGCCGGCGGGAGUCCGAACGCCGGAAAAGGAAACAACAACAACAACAACAACAGCAACAGCAACAACGUCCGCAACCGGCGCAGCAACGGGAGCAGCAAAAAGCCCGGCAGCCACAAAAAGGGGGCAAGCGGCCACCGGUACGGCGGCAACGACGGCAACAACAACAACAACGACGACGACGACGACGAGCUCAUCGAAAUGGCGAGGCUCCGGGACGGGGAGGCGAGGGGGGGCCUCCUCUCCUCGGUCCUGGGACCUGUCGGGAGCCUCUUGUCGGCGGUGGCGUCCCUGGCCCUGGCGGACGACGGGAGCGGCGUCGUCUACAACGAGGGGACGGUCCAGCUCAUCUGCGCCGAUUCGAUCGCCCACAACAUCUUGCUGCCGCCGGAGGUCCUGGCGGCCCGGGCGGGGGAAACGAGGGGGGCCAACGGYGGCGGCGGAAACGAGGGCAGCGACUCGGACAGCGAGGGCCGCGGAGGGAGCUUCGACGAGGGGGAUUGCGACGGGGGCAGCGAGGACCAGACCCCCAUCCUCCGGAUCGUGUCCCCGGGCGAUUCGGUCUACCACAAGAUCCUCGCGGUCUUUGGGGACAGGGACAUUCUCGAUCCGGACACGGGCCGGAUCGACCGGCUCAAGCUCGGGGCCAUUAUUUUCAGCGACCGGAACGAGCGGAGGAAGCUGAACAAGAUCACGCACCCGCGGAUCCUCAGCGUCCUGCUCAAGAAGCUGGUCCGGAGCGUCUUUUUCGGGUACGCGGACAUCACCAUGGGCGACCUGCCCCUCCUCUUCGAGUCGGGAAAGCUCUCGUGGCUCUUUGGGGUCACCAUCUGCGUGACGACCUCGGAAGAAACCCAGCUCGCCCGGCUGGUGGARAGGAACCCCGAGCUGCCCAGGGAGGAGUGCCUGGCGCGGAUCGCCUCCCAGAUGUCCCUCUCCCGGAAGGAARCCCUGGCGGACAUUGUCAUCGACAACAACGGCGACCUGGACGACCUGAGGGAACAGGUCGAGGAGGCCCGCCGGGACGUCAUGGGACGGCUGUACGGSAUCGGGAUGUCCCUGCUGCAGAUGCUCCUCCUGAUCGGGGGCUCGACCUCGAUCGCGGUGUCGUCCAAGUUCUAUACCCACUGGCAGCAAUGACGAGCCGGGAGAGAACKUCCCCGCGAAAGGAAGAAACACGAGGGACCGUCGCUGUGGRUUCUGGGAAACGAAACGAAACGAAACGACAAUGCUUGYUCAYUCSACAAAACGCAUCUCGGAUCCGGUGGGAUUGGMAACCAAAUUCRAUUCGUGGCUUUGUKUCGAAAGGAUCGAAAWAGUCCAAACCGUUUCGGGAUUUGYAUUCAUCGUCCUAUGCGAGCGACAAACACAAAGUGCCAAAGAAAAAGAGCCAARMAUCUUUGCGACACAACCACAGUUGGGAGUUUUGCACGAAAAGCGAGMUCGGUUCCAGCAAAGGAUCUAAGAGAUUGAAAACGCAGCCGCACAAAAUCUAGCUGUGUUAUCCUGGAUCUAUUACAUGUGUAAAAUAGUGAUCCCGGGGAAACAAAACCAUACUACUAACCACCCUUUCAAAGUCGGAGGAUGGCAAAAUCUAAUGAGCAAACACGGGGGGAACAAAAAAAAUUAUACUAGGAUUGCAUCAUAAACGUAUCUACCGUAU